AGCCUGCAACGCAGAGAGAUUUGCGAGAGAUGUCAGAGUCGGAAAAUGAACAGAAAUCGUAGGCGGAGUUGGCCGAAUAGUUUGUUAUCCAGUCCAGGAUCGAAUGAUGGUGGCAACCUCAUGAUCCGCAAGAGUCAAAGCUCGUCUAGCGUUCUGCCCCAAACGGCCGGUGGGUCCUUCGCUACGGAUCCUUCGUCAACGGACCCAGGCGAGACCAGGAGCAGAAUUGCGUCCCUCACGUCGGGGUCGGUGGUUAUGUCCUCGUACCGUGAGGAGGCCCUCAAACACACGAACUUACACAUUCCUCACGUGCUCCUUGAGGGGAAUCAACCUGACUCCAGAAAAGUUAAUGAAGCUACAGGUACGAAUGACAGCGAUUUGGAGCCGGAGUCGACGCUGCGUUUCCAGUCUAGGGAGAAGGUCCUUAAGUAUGGAGUGGAUUCCAAGUUAAGCUCCAGUGGCUGGGACGUCUAUGACAAGGAGGAGCCCCUAAUUACCAAAACAAAGAAGUACUAUAAAAAGCGAGCUCCGCUGGUGCCGCGUUUUGAUGACUCCGAGGAAUCCUUAUUAGAGAACGAGGGCAAAGCCAAAUCCGACACCGUGCGCGUAGUUCCCACAUUCAAUCGUACCUUCCCAGCCUCAGAGAGAAGAUCCCGAAAUACUGAUUGGAUCAUUGGGGCACCAUCUGAUGAUGUGGCAACCACUGAUUCGUUUCGCUUCUCGGACGGUGGACUCGGUGCAGAAGAAGGUUUCAGAUCCCACAGAAGUGACGGGACUGUGCUAGGAAAGGGAAUGGGUUUUAUCUACAUGAUUAUACCGCCGGACGGUGGCUUCGGCUGGUGGAUCAUGGUGCUCAGCUUUUUCUCCCAAGUAAUCGUCGACGGCAUCAUCUUCUCCAUUGGCAUCCUGCUACCGGAAAUAAGCAAGGAGUUCGGGAUUCCAAUUUCGGAGGCUGUGCUUGUGGCCAGUGUCCAGAUCGGUUCGUACUUUACCUUCGGAGCUAUAGCCAGUGCCCUCAUAAACCGUUUUGGAUUUCGGCCGGUGGCCAUUUUCGGAGUUCUUGCCUCCGCCAUGACCAUUAUGGCGGCUAGCUUUGUAAAUAGCGCCGUUCUCCUGGUUGCGCUCUAUAGUGCCGUUGGUGGCUGUACCCUGAGCAUGAUCUGGGUGAGCUCCCAGCUGAUUGUGGGCUACUACUUCGAACGAUACCGACCGAUCGCCAAUGGCUUCUCGUGCAGCGGCGCAGGAGCGGGGAUAUUUAUCUUCGCCUUCCUCACUAAUUACCUUCUCCCCAUUAUUGGAUGGCGAAACGUGCUCCGGAUGCAGGUGGGCUUCCUCUUACUCAUUCUGUUCAUGUCCAUUGCCUACGUCGAAGUGCCUCCCACCCCAGUGGGUGUGUACAAUCGCGAGGUGGACGAAUCCAGUUCUGAGGAGUACUACGGCAAUUUUUACGUCCAGGACUUUAUGCGUUUCUCCAAGGAGUCCUCGUACAGCAAGACGCGCAGUCUAAUGAGUGUUUACGAGCCGCCAAAGAAGCGGAGGUGUGCCAAGUGCUGCUCCUGCUGCCGGGUCAAGAAAAAAGAUUCAGAGCCCCACAGCUUCGAGGAGAAAACUCUAAUCAUAAAACCUACUCCAAUGCAGCGGGAGGAUCUCUUUUACACGGGCCCUGCCGACUAUGACGAGCCUCACAGCAAGGAGAACGUUGAUGGCAAGGACAUCUAUUUGAUAGGAAACACCAGAAGUACCAAGCAAGCCAACUAUGCCAUCCAUCAUAUUCAAAAAUCGGACGAUCCGGGCAAGAAGAGCGCUGCGGCAAGUCGACAUACGUUAGACUACCGCCAUCAACCAAAGAAACGGUCCUGCAUGGAUAACAUGUUCGUGAAGGCCCUGUUUCGACUGUUUGACUUCCAUCUGCUGAAGCAGUUCGAGUUCCGGGUGCUGGUGGCCUCCGCCUUUCUCUUCCCCAUGGGCAUGAACAUACCCUUUGUCUACUCCAAGGCCCGGGUAACCAUCAGCAAGGAGUACGCCUAUUUCAUAACGCCGGCCAUUGGACUCUCCAACUUCGCGGUGAGAAUUGUGUGCGGCUUUAUAGCCUACAAGAAACGCGAGCUGGACACGCUUGUUUGCGGCGGCGGGCUGGCUUUUGGAGGACUAGUCGUCCUGGGUAGCGCCUUCUACGGCACGGACUUGGUGUGGUUCCAGAUAUUCUACGGACUGUGCUAUGGCGUGGCGCCAGCCGUCUACUCCACGCUGCGGGCUCUGAUCUACGUAAGGUAUCUGGGGCUGUCGAAGCUUACGAAUGCCUUCGGCAUCACCGCUCUGGCUAUGGGACUGGGCGUAUUCAUGGGCACCACCAUUAGCGGCAUGAUGGUAAGCAUCACGAAGGACUAUGUGGUGCCCUUUGCCUUUGCGGGAGUGUGCCUUAUCGUCUCCGGAAGCCUUAAGCUCCUCCUGCCAUCGUUGGUCAAAGCUCGGAAACGGAAAAAAGGUGCGAAAUGAUUGUGGGGUCUUGGGGACGUGGCGGCUCUAUGGACUGGAUUUUGUGUUUUGUUGGAAUACCUCUUUCUACGGUUUCUACUGUGUUUUAUUUUACAAAUGACUUAUGUAUGUCUUGUAUUUUUUAUUUAAUACAUAUACAGAUGGAAUAACUAUUUUAUUGG
Drosophila bipectinata is the source of this 2657-nucleotide messenger RNA. RefSeq names its product Tarag (gene Targ). Gene Ontology annotation, molecular function: monocarboxylic acid transmembrane transporter activity. NCBI's taxonomy places the organism in Eukaryota, Metazoa, Arthropoda, Insecta, Diptera, Drosophilidae. Gene Ontology annotation, biological process: transmembrane transport; monocarboxylic acid transport. Gene Ontology annotation, cellular component: membrane. The record is from RefSeq and is a predicted model, not a curated record.